This is a messenger RNA of Aspergillus nomiae NRRL 13137, 1197 nucleotides long. Its product is annotated as O-methyltransferase. The record is from RefSeq and is a predicted model, not a curated record. Bases 1 to 1197 code for a protein of 398 amino acids. The transcript is spliced from 5 exons. Gene Ontology annotation, molecular function: O-methyltransferase activity. Lineage: Eukaryota; Fungi; Ascomycota; Eurotiomycetes; Eurotiales; Aspergillaceae.
AUGGGUAGCAUCGAUCCAAAUUUUGAUCCCAUUCAAGAUGAUCUGGACCAGGUCAUCGCGGCUGCUACUCGGUACAAGGAGCGUUUAUCCGAGACAGACAGCUACAAUGCCAGAUACGAUCUCAUGGAAAAGGCUGCUCGCCUCUAUCAAACCAUUCGCGGACCUGCAGAUAUGGUUUUCUCCAAGUUCGAAGAUGCAGCGAAUAUGGGAGCCAUCAGAGCCCUGCUUGAGGCGGGAAUCUUUCACGCCAUCCCUACCGGAGGGAAGAGCAUCUCAGCCAAGGAACUUUCUGCAAAGACCGGCACAGUACGACUUAUGCGCGCAGUUACCCCAAUGGGACCAUUCCGAGAGACCGGGGAGGAGGAAUACGCCCACACGUCAUUUUCAGAGAUCUACAUGGCACCUCAAAUGAUGGGGGUCUACAAGCUAAUGGCGGAUGAAUAUUUCACACCCAUGCUGAGGAACCAUGAAUUUCUGCGCUGCCAGAACUGGCAAAAUAACUUUCGUCUGCGGAACAACCCUUAUACGUUUGUACACAACUGCGAAGGGGAGACAAUGUUUGAGCACAUAUCGAAGUUCCCCGACCGAUUUACCACGUUCAAUGAAGCCAUGGUAGCCCAAGACUCGGGACUCAUCGCGAUUGGCCUCUACCCCUUUGUAGAGGAAUUGGCUAGCUUAGCCAGUGAGGACACAGCCACCAUUGUUGAUGUAGGAGGCGGCCGGGGCCACAUCUUGCGUCAAAUCAAGGAAAGCGCCCCUCAGCUGCAAGGGAGAUUUAUACUCCAGGACCAGGCUAGCGUUAUUGCAGAUAAUGGAAUGGAAACACAGCCGCUUGGAAUUGAGACCAUGGCCCAUGAUUUCUUCCAGCCACAGCCAAUCAAAGGGGCCUUGGUCUACUAUAUUCGCCGCUGUCUACACGACUGGCCCGAUGAGCCAGAGUCAAGACAGAUUCUGGAGAACUUGGCCGCAGCAAUGGAUCCCGAGAGGUCUCGGGUCUUGAUCACGGAAUAUAUCCUGCCAGAAGUUGGCUCCAACAUGUUCCAUGCUUGGAUGGACCACACUAUGAUGACGUUUGCUGGACGUGAACGCACAGAGAAGGACUGGGAACGUCUACUUGAUAUAUCCGGGCUAAGGUUGGUUAGAGUGUGGAGAGCCCCAGGAAUACCGGUUGGUGUCGUUGAAGCUCGCUUGAAGUAA